AUGACAAGAAAUCGCGUUAAAAUUGGGCAGUUGUGUUCUGCUUCAAGUGAAAUAACUCUUGAAAAGUGGGAAAAAACAACUCUGAGUUUUUUGGAUCUUUGGAAGAAAAGACACGGAAUUAGACAGGUCACGAUUACUGGGGAGAAGCUGUCAGCUGACAAUGAAGCAGCUGCCAAUUACUUACAAGAAUUUAAAGAUCUUGUUUUUUCUCAAAACUGCUCACCACAGCAAGUUUACAACGCAGGUGAAACCAGACUAAAUUUUAAGGCUUUUUCUAUCAAAAGUCUUGCUUCACAAGAAGAGAAAUCUGCCCCAGGGUUUAAAAUGGGCAAACAAUGUCUAACUGUCUUAGCUUGCAGCAGCGCCUCGGCAACAAACUAA
This is a messenger RNA of Schistocerca gregaria, 381 nucleotides long. RefSeq names its product jerky protein homolog-like. The transcript has 3 exons. Bases 1 to 381 code for a protein of 126 amino acids. The record is from RefSeq and is a predicted model, not a curated record. Lineage: Eukaryota; Metazoa; Arthropoda; Insecta; Orthoptera; Acrididae.